GGUCACCCGUGUCCUCUAGAGGGCAGUAAAACCGAGGCUAAUUCAUAAACAUCAUCUGUUUGUUUCGACGAAAGCUGUUUGAGAAGCUAGCUAACAUGUCGGAGUACAACUCGGUUCAAAAAGGCUCUUUAAAACUGAAAGGAGUGUCUCUAGCGAGUAAAAAGAAAAAGAAGAAGGACAAAGAAAGAAAGCAUUUAGAGGAGCAGGUUUUGACCACUCAGAAUGAAGAAGGAGCGAAGAAAGUUUAUGUUGAUAAAAGGACACCAGCACAGAUAACGUUCGACAAAUUACAGGAAAAAAGGCAAAUGGAAAGAAUUUUAAAGAAGGCUUCCAAAACACACAAGAGAAGAGUUGAGGAUUUCAACAGACACCUGGACGCACUGACAGAGCAUUACGACAUUCCCAAAGUCAGCUGGACUAAAUAAACCUGUAUGGAUUCUCGACUGGGUGCUUUCAGAGCAAAAUCUGCUGUCGUUAUGUUACCAUACAUGCUUCUUGCUUACUCUGCAAUAAAGUCCAGAGCGAUCUUCCCCAGUUUUAAUUUCCCCUUUGGGAUGUAGUAAAAUUAUUCACUGUACAUUGGAGUUUUGAUUUUUAAACUCUUUCCAUAUUUAAGUCCAACUGUUUGCCUGUAGUGAUUAUUAUAUUUUGUAACUUGGGUUAAAUUACCUGUGUAAGAUUUUUGAUUGGGUUUUGUUUAUUGUAAGGCUUGACCACCAAAUAAACAGUUUUAAGCAUUUUA
Cyprinus carpio (common carp) is the source of this 742-nucleotide messenger RNA. Its product is annotated as protein FAM32A-like. Gene Ontology annotation, cellular component: nucleolus. NCBI's taxonomy places the organism in Eukaryota, Metazoa, Chordata, Actinopteri, Cypriniformes, Cyprinidae. The record is from RefSeq and is a predicted model, not a curated record.